Zea mays is the source of this 1464-nucleotide messenger RNA. RefSeq names its product anther-specific proline-rich protein APG. NCBI's taxonomy places the organism in Eukaryota, Viridiplantae, Streptophyta, Magnoliopsida, Poales, Poaceae. The transcript is spliced from 3 exons. Gene Ontology annotation, molecular function: hydrolase activity, acting on ester bonds. The record is from RefSeq and is marked provisional. The coding region runs from base 84 to 1304 and encodes 406 amino acids.
CGCCAUCGGACUGACGUGCGCGCGACCACCCACACCCAUCUGCUGCCGCCCACCAAUGACGCCACGGGCAAACAACACGAUCGAUGCCAACGCUUUAUAAACAUACAGACCCUGCCUGGAGGUGCAGCUGCAUGACGUCCGCACGCCUCUUCACCUGCUGCUGCUCCAGGGACCGGCCGUCUCCGACGACGAGAAUGCGCGCGUCCUCCUCCUCGUCCUUGCUGCUGCUGUUGGCGGCGGCGGCCGUGGGCGUGCUGCUGCAGGCCAGGCCGUCGGAGUGCGCGCGCGCCUUCUUCGUGUUCGGCGACUCGCUGGUGGACAACGGCAACAACAACUACCUCAUGACCACGGCGCGCGCCGACUCGCCGCCGUACGGGAUCGACUACCCGACGCACCGCCCCACCGGCCGCUUCUCCAACGGCAAGAACAUCCCCGACAUCAUCAGCGAGCACCUCGGCGCCGAGCCCACGCUGCCGUACCUGAGCCCCGAGCUCCGCGGCCAGAAGCUGCUGGUCGGCGCCAACUUCGCGUCGGCCGGCGUCGGGAUCCUCAACGACACCGGCUUCCAGUUCGUGGACAUCAUCCGGAUGAGCCGCCAGCUGCACUACUUCGGCGAGUACCAGGGCAAGCUAAGCGCGCUGGUGGGCGCGGCGCGGGCGCGCCAGCUCGUGCGCCGCUCGCUCGUGCUCAUCACGCUCGGCGGCAACGACUUCGUCAACAACUACUACCUCGUCCCCUUCUCCCUGCGCUCCCGCCAGUUCGCGCUGCCGGAAUACGUCGGCUACAUCGUCUCCGAGUACAAGAAGAUCCUCAUCCGCCUGUACGCCAUGGGUUGCCGCCGCGUGCUGGUGACGGGCACGGGGCCUCUGGGGUGCGCGCCGGCGAUCCUUGCGCAGCGCAGCCGCAACGGCGAGUGCGCGGCGGAGCUGAUGCGCGCGGCGGCGCUCUUCAACCCGCAGCUGGCGCGCGUCCUGGACCAGCUCAACGCGCGCUUUGGCGCCGGCACCUUCAUCGCGGCCAACGCCUUCCGCGUCCACUUCGACUUCGUCAGCGACCCGGCCGCCUUCGGCUUCGCCACGGCCAAGGACGCGUGCUGCGGACAGGGCCCCCACAACGGCCUGGGCCUCUGCACCCCGCUCUCCAACCUGUGCGCCGACCGCAGCAAGUACGUCUUCUGGGACGCCUACCACCCCACGGAGCGCGCCAACCGGGUCAUCGUCAGCCAGUUCAUGUCAGGCUCGCUCGACUACGUCAGCCCCAUGAACCUCAGCACCGUCUUGCAAAUGGACGCCGCAUUUGACUAGAUCGAGUACUGACUCAUCGUCCCGAGAGACCCAACCAACAAGCCUGCUGUCGUCUACCUCGUUUCGUUUUAUAUCUCUGUGACUGCCGUGCGUGUGUCUGUGUACGAUCACAUAAACAACAUCAACAUGUAUUUAUAUUUAUAGUGAGUUUGAGUACUGU